Molecule: messenger RNA, 1389 nt
Organism: Sabethes cyaneus
Lineage: Eukaryota; Metazoa; Arthropoda; Insecta; Diptera; Culicidae
Product: dihydroorotate dehydrogenase (quinone), mitochondrial-like
Exons: 3
Coding region: 1-1389 (462 amino acids)
Biological process (GO): pyrimidine ribonucleotide biosynthetic process; 'de novo' pyrimidine nucleobase biosynthetic process
Cellular component (GO): cytoplasm; mitochondrial inner membrane
Molecular function (GO): dihydroorotate dehydrogenase activity
Source: RefSeq, a predicted model, not a curated record
AUGACGUGUGCAAAUGCAACUGGCAAGGAGACAGUUUGCGAUUAUGAGCAACCGCUUCGAGGAAUCACCAAUCAGAAGUCCUGCCAUAAUCGCCUAAAUACAUCACAAUCAGCUUUACGAAAAAAUAAACUAGUGCAAAAUCAGACCAGCAGUAAAGCUUCUCAUCCGAACGAUCCUUUUGAUUAUUCUCCACAGCCAGCUCAAUCACACUGCUCAAUCAUGAAUCCAGUUCGCUCUCUAUUGAAGGUAACAGCGCUCGGAGCAGCAACCUUUAGCAUCACCUGCCUGUACAAGGGAAAUGAAAGGUUCUACGAAAACAUUUUCAUGCCGAUCGUUCGGCUCGCUCCGCCGGAAACUGCUCAUCAUCUGGCGGUGUUCGGCCUGAAGCUGGGAUUGAUUCGACCCGGAUAUCAAGAUCCCGGCGUUCUGCGCACCCAGCUGAUGAAUAUGGUUCUGCGCAAUCCGGUCGGUAUCGCUGCCGGUUUUGACAAACACGGCGAAGCGGUCUGUGGACUGCAUCUGCUUGGGUUCGGCUUUGUGGAGGUCGGAUCGGUUACGCCCCAGCCGCAGCCGGGAAACCCGGGACCGCGAGUGUUUCGGCUGUAUGAGGAUAAGGCGAUUGUCAAUAGAUACGGAUUUAAUAGUGAGGGCCACAAAGUGGUUUACGAGCGGCUGAAAGAAGCUCGUCAAAAGUGUGGCGAAGAUGUUGUGUUAGGAAUAAAUUUAGGAAAAAAUAAGCUUUCUAAGGAUGCGAUCCGCGAUUACGUGAAAGGAGUGAAACGAUUUAGUGGCUUAGCUGAUUAUCUCGUUAUCAAUAUAAGUAGCCCGAAUACGCCCGGUUUGAGGACUAUGCAAAACAAAAGUACGCUUUUCGUAUUGUUGAGUGAAGUCCUGAAGGUACGGAGUUCCCUGCCGCUGGCAGAACAAAGACCUAUUAUGGUGAAACUGGCACCGGACUUGUCCGAUGAAGACAUCCAGGAGAUAGUCACAGUUGUAUGCAGCAAAGCAUGUGCCGUCGACGGACUAAUCGUAUCGAAUACAACCAUCGAAAGGCCAUCUAGUCUGAAGAGCAUCAAUGCCGGCCAGCUGGGCGGCUUGAGUGGGCAGCCAUUGUUCCAAAGAUCUACCCAACUGGUGGCCAAGGUGUACAAAUGGACCGAGGGAAAGAUUCCCAUCAUCGGCGUUGGAGGGAUUUUCAGCGGUCGCGAUGCGUACAAUAAAAUUCUGGCCGGUGCCAGCGCGGUUCAACUAUAUACGGCGUUUAUUUACCAUGGACCACCGAUUGUGAUACGAGUCAAACAGGAGCUUGAGGAGCUACUGAAAGCGGACGGGUACGACAGCGUGCAGCAAGCCGUCGGCAAGGGCGUAGAUCAGAUCUUACAAAGUUGA